This is a messenger RNA of Trypanosoma theileri, 1251 nucleotides long. Its product is annotated as beta galactofuranosyl glycosyltransferase. The coding region runs from base 1 to 1251 and encodes 416 amino acids. The transcript has a single exon. NCBI's taxonomy places the organism in Eukaryota, Euglenozoa, Kinetoplastea, Trypanosomatida, Trypanosomatidae. The record is from RefSeq and is a predicted model, not a curated record.
AUGCUUUUUCCGCUGAAGAAGUCCUUAACUAUUAUUAUUGUGUUUGGGAUUCUCUUGUUAAUGCUACUGUUGGUACUCUUACUUCAAAUCACUGUUGUAGAGAGUGAUUUGACGAGCCGACCUCUCAGUGAGCCCCCGCCUUCCGUGAGACCCAACCACUACCUUCGCUGUGUCGGUGAACGUCUGCUGGUGGACGCGGAGUCGCGUUGGGUUGGGAACAACAGCGGCCCCGGCGUGCUGCCGAUGAUGGUGGUGCCGCUCAUGCUCGACCUGCCGGACUUCCGCGAGCUCAUGUGCAACAUCACCGUGCCGGUGCGGCUACUGGUGCUGGUGCAGAACGGGGAGGAGCCGCAGCUGUCGGCGUUCCUGCAGUCGCUGCUCGACGCGUACGGCUGGAGCGGCCGGCUGGUGGUGCGGCACCACGCGGAGAACAUUGGGUACAGCGGGGCGGUCAACGUGGGCCUCCGCCUCGCCCUCUCCCGCCCGCGCGAGGAAGUGCCGUUUGUGUUCAUCACAAACAGCGACGUGACCUUCUCGCCAGAUCUGCUGCCGCGACUGCUGCAAGAAGUGCACACACGCACACAGAAAGACGCCGCUCGCAUCGACCAGCUGGAAGCGGAGGUGCAACGUGAACCGAGUGGACACGCACCGGCCGGGAGGCGGGCCAAAGUGCUACGCUCACCACACGGAAACAGUAGUCUCUCAACAUCAGCUCUGCUGCCAGACAGAAUACGCUACGCACCCGCAAAGGAACGGGCAAAUGCAUUCUCCGAACAUUACGGACUUUUUUGUAUGAAUUUAAAGGAAAGUUGCUUUACGUCCGUCAUAUUGACACGAUUGGCGAUUAGCAGUGUAGGAUUCUUUGACGAAAACUUUUACCCAUCUUAUGUUGAGGAUAUUGACUACGAUGUGCGUCGUCGCCUACUUGGAUUUAAAAAAUAUGUUACGAAUUAUGGAACAUUUGUGCAUAUUUCCAAUUUAAACUUACGUGCUGCUCGUUUCACAAUGACGCCCACCGCAUUAUGGUUUCGUCGCGCGUUCGAGUUAAAGGCGAUGCGAAUAUAUGCUUUUAACAAGUGGAACACGGAUAAUGCUGGUCCGGGUUCAUUCGAUGAACCUUUCAAUGGUAUCAUUCCUGUUGAUGUGUGGGUGAGGGACGAUGAAAUGAUCAAGAAAGUGCAAGAAUACGCACAAAUGAUGUUAAAGCAGUGCCCCAUAUUAACGUACAAUACUGAUCUCUUGCAUAUUUGA